Messenger RNA from Dromiciops gliroides (monito del monte), 981 nucleotides. RefSeq names its product olfactory receptor 2A1/2A42-like. Gene Ontology annotation, biological process: G protein-coupled receptor signaling pathway. Gene Ontology annotation, cellular component: membrane. The transcript has a single exon. Gene Ontology annotation, molecular function: G protein-coupled receptor activity; olfactory receptor activity. Bases 1 to 981 code for a protein of 326 amino acids. The record is from RefSeq and is a predicted model, not a curated record. Lineage: Eukaryota; Metazoa; Chordata; Mammalia; Microbiotheria; Microbiotheriidae.
AUGUGUUUUAAUAUCUUCUUCCAAUGUCUUUGUUUUCUACAUAGUGUCAUGGAGAACAACCAGACUACAGUGACAGAUUUCAUUCUGCUGGGGUUUCUUGUUAGCCCUAAGAUGCACCAAAUUCUCUUUGGGCUCUUCUUCCUACUCUACAUCUUUACUCUGCUGGGUAAUGGAGUUAUCUUGGGACUGAUCUGCCAUGAUUCCCGACUCCACACUCCCAUGUACUUCUUCCUGUCACAGCUGGCCAUAGUUGACAUCUCUUAUGCCUCAAACACAGUCCCCCAGAUUCUGACAAAUCUCUUAGAUCCAGCCAAGCCCAUCUCCUUUGCAGGUUGCAUAAUGCAGACCUAUUUCUUUUUGGUGUUUGCCCACACUGAAUGUCUUCUGCUGGUAAUGAUGAGCUAUGACCGAUAUGUGGCAAUCUGCCAUCCCCUCAGAUAUACUGUCAUUAUGAACUGGAGAGUGUGUAUUGCAUUGACUAUCACAUCCUGGGCAUUUGGAUCCCUCCUAGCAUUGGUCCAUGUGCUUCUCCUCAUUAGGCUGCCCUUUUGUGGGCCUCGGGAAAUCAACCAUUUCUUCUGUGAACUUCUGUCUGUACUGAAACUUGCCUGUGGGGACAUAUGGCUCAACAAAAUUGUCAUAAUUAUUGCCUGUGUGCUUAUUUUAGUUGGUCCCCUCUGCUUGGUCUUAAUCUCCUACACACGUAUCCUUGGUGCUAUCCUGACAAUCCAGUCAGGGGAAGGUCGAAAGAAAGCCUUCUCCACCUGCUCCUCCCACCUCUGUGUGGUAGGGCUUUUCUUUGGUAGUGCCAUCAUCACUUACAUUAGCCCUAACUCCAGGAACUCUGGGGAGCAACAGAAAAUUCUUUUCUUGUUUUACAGCUUCUUUAAUCCUACCCUAAAUCCUUUGAUCUAUAGCCUGAGAAAUGCAGAGGUAAAGGGUGCCCUAAGGAGAGUGCUUAGGAAGGAGACACUGGGUUAA